UUCGUACAUUACAUAACCGCCUCUGCCCCAGUAUAAUCAGUGCUUCACUAGGACUGCUCCACUACUAGCACCUUCCUACGUUAUUUCGCAUUGCAAGAUUUACGACUCCUCUAUAUAAUUUGAUUUUGUUUAGGUCAGUAAUAACUACUCCUAUAUAUUAUUUGCAUCCUCGUCAAUACUCGCCCUAGUAAUCAUCUAUCAAAGUUUCUUCUCUCAAAUUGAGUAUGGGGAUUCCACAUUAUAUUGUCGCUGGUCCAUCGGAGAUGCUUGCCAUUACCGGAAGUGGCAUAAGUGAAAUAAAACUCAAGAAAAAGCAUUUUUUAUGGCCCCUUCAAAAAUGCACUAAGCUUGACAUAUCUCCUGUCAACUACUCGUUCGAGGUACAAGCUAUGAGCGCCGAAAAACUCCCUUUUGUUCUUCCUGCUGUUUUCACAAUUGGCCCUAAACUCGACGAAGAUAACGAGAGCUUGAUCAAGUACGCACAGCUUGUGUCCAAUCAUGAUAAGAAUUCAAAUCACGUUAAAGAACUCGUCAAGGGAAUUAUCGAGGGGGAAACUCGUGUUCUUGCUGCUUCUAUGACUAUGGAACAGAUUUUCAAGGGAACAAAAGAGUUUAAGAAAGAAGUUUUUGAGAAAGUCCAACUUGAACUCAAUCAAUUUGGACUUUAUAUUUAUAAUGCUAAUGUUAAACAACUUGUUGAUGUUCCUGGCCAUGAGUACUUCUCUUACCUUGGCCAAAAGACUCAGAUGGAAGCCGCCAACCAAGCCAAGAUUGAUGUAGCCGAGGCAAGGAUGAAAGGAGAGAUAGGUUCAAAGCAAAGAGAUGGAGAGACAAAGCAGAAUGCAGCUAAGAUAGAUGCAGAGACAAUGAUCAUAUCAACAAAAAGGCAAGGAGAAGGUAAAAAGGAAGAAGUUAGAGUAAGGACUGAAGUAGAGAUAUUUAAGAAUCAAAGAGAAGCAGAGGUUGUUGAGGCAAGUGCGGAAUUGGCAAGGAAGAAAGCUGGAUGGUCUCAGACUGCAAGAUUGGCUGAGGUGGAAGCAGAAAAGGCUGUGGCAAUAAGAGAAGCUGAGCUACAAAUGGAAGUGGAGAAGAAGAAAGCUCUUGCUCAGACUGCAAAACUCAAGGCUGAUCUUCUCAGCAAGGCUAAUGUUGAAUACGACAUUAAGGUGCAAGAGGCAAACUCAGAAUUAUACAGGAGACAGAAAGAAGCAGAAGCCGCACUAUUCGAGAACCAGAAGAAAGCAGAAGCACAGAAAGCAACCGCAGAUGCUGAACUGUAUAGUCGCCAACAGGUUGCAAACAGUGAGCUCUUUGCAAAGCAAAAGGAAGCCGAAGGAGUAGCAGCAAUUGGGGAAGCACAAGCAUUUUACUUAGGAUCCCUUCUUAAGGAAGUGAAGAAUUACUCAUCACUCAGAGACUAUUUGAUGAUCAACAAUGGAAUUUUCCAGGAAAUCGCAAAGACCAAUGCUCAAGCAGUGAACGGUUUGCAGCCAAAGAUAAGCAUUUGGUCAGGUGCUAAUGGCGGCGAAAGCAAUGGAGAAGGAAGCGGAUUGAAGGAUGUAGCUGGUGUGUACCGAAUGUUGCCUCCUCUGCUUCAAACUGUGCAAGAGCAAACUGGGAUGCAGCCUCCUGCAUGGAUUGGUUCAAUACCUGAAUCCAAAUGAAGUACUGCACGUUAAAUUAUUUGUAGUUUUACUAUGGGAUUUAUGCUUUUCUGGUUUUAAACUAUGUAAAUGUUCUUGAUUACUAGUACUAUUUCUUUCUUGGAUUAA
Messenger RNA from Nicotiana attenuata, 1772 nucleotides. Its product is annotated as flotillin-like protein 3. The coding region runs from base 225 to 1664 and encodes 479 amino acids. The record is from RefSeq and is a predicted model, not a curated record. NCBI's taxonomy places the organism in Eukaryota, Viridiplantae, Streptophyta, Magnoliopsida, Solanales, Solanaceae. Gene Ontology annotation, biological process: protein localization to plasma membrane. Gene Ontology annotation, cellular component: plasma membrane; plasma membrane raft. The transcript is spliced from 3 exons.